AUGUCUGCAGUGACCAACGGAUCUCAGUACGACUUCAUCGUCGUCGGCGGAGGUACUGCCGGAAACACUAUCGCAGGUCGUCUGGCCGAAAACCCCAAUGUCCAUGUCCUGGUGAUCGAGGCCGGUAUCGACAACCCUCACGAGGUGGAGGACAUCACCACCCCCUCCAAGGCCUUCGGUCUCCGCGGCAGCAAGUAUGACUGGGCUUACAAGACCACCAUGAUCAAGCGCGAGGACUACGAGCGGGUGGAGAAGCCCAACACUCGCGGCAAGGUCCUCGGCGGGAGCUCCUGUGCCAAUUACUUCACUUGGAUUCCCGGAUCCAAGGCCACGUUCGACGACUGGGAGGAGUUUGGCGGUCGCGACUGGACCUGGGACAACUGCGUGGAGUAUCUCCGCAAAUGUGCAACGUAUCACGACGACGAGAAGCUGUACCCCUCGGAUCUGUCUAAGAUCGGAACCGGUGGGCCUCUGCAAAUUUCACAUGCGGAGCUUGUCCCCGAAAUGCAGCCCUUCCGGGAUGCCCUCACCGAGGCCUGGGUGUCAAGUGGGGAGCCACUGACCGAGGAUAUCUUCUCCGGCGAGAUGCACGGUCUCACCCACUGCGUGGAUACCAUCUACAAGGGCCAGCGACAGGGCAGUUUCCUGUACUUGUUGAACAAGCCCAACGUGACCGUCUUGUCUUCGGCGCAAUCGAAGCGUCUCAUCAUCGACCCGGCGACCCGCGUCUGCUCCGGCGUGGAAGUCAUCAACCCGGCCACGGGCGCCGAGAUCAGCUUGUAUGCCACCCGCGAGGUCAUUCUCUCGCAGGGUGUCUUCGAAACGCCCAAGCUUCUGAUGCUCAGCGGAGUGGGUCCCGCCGAGGAGCUCUCCAAGCACGGAAUCGAUGUCGUUCUGGACUCCCCGCACGUUGGUCAGCACCUUCUGGACCACCCUAUCGUGCCUUUCGUGCUGCGGAUCAAGGACGGCUUCGGUCUAGACGACCACCUGCUCCGUGCGGGUCCCGCCAACGACGCCGCCGUUGCUGCCUAUCGGCGCGACAAAACUGGGCCCGUCGGUUCCGGUCUGCUGGAACUGGUUGGCUUCCCCCGUAUCGACGAGCGGUUGAACCAGUACCCGGCUUACCAGGAGGCGAAGGCCGCCAACCAGGGCCUGGACCCGUUCGGACCCGGCGGCCAGCCUCACUUCGAGCUGGAUUUCGUGGGCAUGUUCAGUUCCGCGUUCCAGUGGCAUUAUCCCGUCCCCAAGCAGGGCAACUACAUGACCGUCAUCGUGGAUCUGCUGCGACCCGUGUCGGAGGGCGGCGAGGUCACUCUGAACAGCUCGAACCCCCUGGUGCAGCCCAACAUCAACCUCAACUUCUUCGGCAGCGACUUGGACGUGCUGGCCAUGCGGGAGGGCGUUCGCUGGACCUAUGAUGUAUUGACCAAGGGUUCUGGGUUCAAGGACAUCGUGGAGCAGGAGUACCCGUGGGAAAUGCCGCUGCACUCUGACGAGGCGAUGAACAAGGCUGUUUUGGAACGCAGUCAGACCGGAUUCCAUCCCUGCGGAACGGCUCGUCUGUCGAAGAGUGUCCACCAAGGUGUGGUUGAUUCGAAGCUUCGAGUGCAUGGCAUCCGUAACCUGCGCGUCGCCGAUGCGUCCGUGAUCCCGAUCAUUCCCGACUGUCGUAUCCAGAACUCGGUUUAUAUGAUCGGAGAGAAGGGCGCCGACAUGAUCAAGGCUCAGCACAAGGAUCUGUAUGAGAUGAAGAACAUUGCGUAUUUCGUGCCCAGUCGAUUGUAA
This is a messenger RNA of Aspergillus melleus, 1785 nucleotides long. Its product is annotated as GMC family oxidoreductase. The transcript has 3 exons. The record is from RefSeq and is a predicted model, not a curated record. NCBI's taxonomy places the organism in Eukaryota, Fungi, Ascomycota, Eurotiomycetes, Eurotiales, Aspergillaceae. Bases 1 to 1785 code for a protein of 594 amino acids. Gene Ontology annotation, molecular function: oxidoreductase activity, acting on CH-OH group of donors; flavin adenine dinucleotide binding.